GAUAAUUGUGACGUCAGUAAAAAGUGCACUGAUGAUUGUGAACGUUUCGUUUUCGUUGAUGAAAUUCACUUUCUUUCUCGAUUUAUUCGAAAUAUAUCGAAUUAAUUUAUUUAAUUGUCGCUUAAUGUUGUAUUCGUAACGAAAACUUCACAAUGGAUCCAGAUUUUGAAGCAAGUGAACCUCCUUCGGUGAUACCAAACAUAGUAACCAUCAAUAAAUGGGAUGGCGAAGAUGAGGAAGAGAACGUCAAGGAUAAUUGGGAAGACGACGAUGACGACAAGAAGAAAGAAGAUCAGCCUAAAAAACAAAGCGCACAAUCUAAAAAACCUAAGUCAAGAUUGGAGGAGAAAAUAGAAGAACGAGAGAGAAGAGAAAUGCAAAGAAGAGCUAACGCUAAAAAUCUCGAGCUUGAUGAUGAUGUCGAUUACACAGACAUGACCCCCGAACAAAUUCAAGCGGAGAAGUUACGUCGUCAAAAAUUGAUCGAGGAAGCGGAUUUAGAAGUUGCCAAGGAGAUGUUAGGUUUAUCCGAUGAUGAAAACGUCGAUAAAUUGAAUCCUCGUACCAAGGAAGAAUUUAUGGCCUUUAAAGAUGCAUUAUGUAGGAAAAUAUUAUCGUAUAAGAAAUCGGACCAUUUUAGUAAUUUUAUCGAAGAACUGUUACGAGAUUUAACAGCAAAUUGUUCGGCGGCUGAAUUGAAAAAGUUUAAAUUAAAUAUGGAUAAUAUGUUCAAUGAAAAAGUACGUGUUGAAAAAUCAGAAAAAGGUAAAAAAUCAAAAGCCAAAUCGAAAGCCAAAUUACGCGUCGAAGGUGAUAAUAUGAUUUACGACGAGUAUUCAGCUUACACUAUCGACGAUUACGAUGAUUUUAUGUAACUUUGUAUCAAGAUUCAUGGAAGAAAUUUAGAAUUCAUAUUAUUUAUUACGUAAUUUUUCAUUAAAAACAGCAACAUCAACAUAUUUCCCUCCCAGUUAUAUUAAUCAACGUCAGAAAUGACGAUAUUAAUUGUGGUUUUUAAAAAAAAAUUAGGUAUUUAAAAUUUUAUAAUAAAAUGUUUAUUGUUAUUUUCAAGUAAAUUGUUUUUGGGAA
Messenger RNA from Planococcus citri (citrus mealybug), 1089 nucleotides. RefSeq names its product eukaryotic translation initiation factor 3 subunit J-like. Bases 153 to 875 code for a protein of 240 amino acids. NCBI's taxonomy places the organism in Eukaryota, Metazoa, Arthropoda, Insecta, Hemiptera, Pseudococcidae. The record is from RefSeq and is a predicted model, not a curated record. Gene Ontology annotation, molecular function: translation initiation factor activity. Gene Ontology annotation, cellular component: eukaryotic translation initiation factor 3 complex; cytoplasm. The transcript is spliced from 7 exons.